AUGAAUAAUUUAAAUGAUAAUAAUGAAAUUCAAAAUGUUAGUCAAUGUUAUCAACAACAAGAAGAACAAAUUUCACAACCAAUGAUUCAAAAUUAUAAUAAUUAUUCUCAAAUAUAUACAUAUCCUCAACAAUAUACGUAUGUUCAAUCAUAUGUUGGUCCAUCUGUACAACAACAAAAUGAUAUACUUUUUCAUUCAUCAUAUCCAAUACCUAAUCAAGUUAUUUAUAAUACUAAUGAUAAUACUAUAGAUGAUGAAUAUAUUAAUUCAAUAUUUCCUCAAAAUAAGACAGUUGUACCUUCAUGUGAUGAUAUUGAAAAAAAUAUGUAUGUUAGAGCAGUUAAUCGUAGUGAAUUACCAUAUUAUGAAGAUAAUGCAUGGUGUCAUUUAAAAUAUUGGGAAUUUCAUUCAAGAACAGGAGCUACAUUUCGUGGAAGAAGUGAUACAAUUAUAGUCGAUGGUUUUUGUAAUAAAGAUGGAGCAAAAAAUAGAUUUUCAUUAGGUUCAUUAACAUCUCCUGAAAGAAAUGUUGCUAUAUCAAAAGUAUUAUGUCAAAUUGGAAGUGGUUGUCAUAUAAUAAAGAUAGGUGAUAAUAUAAAAAUACAAUCUAAAUGUAAAUCUCCAAUAUUUAUUCAGUGCCCAAUGCAGGGUGCAAUAUCUGGGACAGAUCCAGCAUGUGUUUAUCGUUUAUCUCCAGGUUCUGAAAUAUGUAUAUAUGAUAAUGAAAUAUUUAGUACAAUGUUAAGAAGAGCAGAAGGCAUAAUGGGAUUAGUUAAUCUACAACAAUAUUAUCAAACUCGUAUAAGUUUUAUAAAAGGAUGGGGAGAAAAUUAUAGAAGAAAAUCUAUUACAGAUUCUCCUUGUUGGUUGGAAAUAUUAAUAAUAAAACCUAUGUUAAUGAUAGAUUCAAUUAUGAUGGAAAUAGAUAACCCGGUUAAUGAUAGAAAUGUUGAUUCUGAUUAA
This is a messenger RNA of Strongyloides ratti, 963 nucleotides long. RefSeq names its product Mothers against decapentaplegic homolog 3. The coding region runs from base 1 to 963 and encodes 320 amino acids. Lineage: Eukaryota; Metazoa; Nematoda; Chromadorea; Rhabditida; Strongyloididae. The record is from RefSeq and is a predicted model, not a curated record. Gene Ontology annotation, biological process: anatomical structure morphogenesis; transforming growth factor beta receptor signaling pathway; regulation of transcription by RNA polymerase II. The transcript is spliced from 2 exons. Gene Ontology annotation, molecular function: transcription regulator inhibitor activity; I-SMAD binding. Gene Ontology annotation, cellular component: heteromeric SMAD protein complex.